Molecule: messenger RNA, 939 nt
Organism: Thamnophis elegans (Western terrestrial garter snake)
Lineage: Eukaryota; Metazoa; Chordata; Lepidosauria; Squamata; Natricidae
Product: olfactory receptor 12-like
Exons: 1
Coding region: 1-939 (312 amino acids)
Biological process (GO): G protein-coupled receptor signaling pathway; sensory perception of smell
Cellular component (GO): membrane
Molecular function (GO): odorant binding; olfactory receptor activity; G protein-coupled receptor activity
Source: RefSeq, a predicted model, not a curated record
AUGGAGAAUUGUAGCAUAGUUACUGAGUUCAUUCUGGUGGGUUUCAGAGACCAACCGAAGUUGGAAAUAACAUUUUUUAUUAUUUUUCUGAUAUUAUACAUCACCACUGUGAUUGGAAAUGGUGGUAUGAUCACAAUCAUAAAUGUUGAUCCUCAGCUUCAUACACCAAUGUAUUACUUCAUCAGGAAUCUAUCCUUCCUGGACCUCUGUUACUCUUCUGCCAUUGCUCCAAAAGCUCUAGCAAAUUUCUUUGAGAAAAAAAAUGUCAUUUCAUAUGAGGGCUGUGUGGCCCAGUUGAUGUUCUUCACCAUUUUUGUUACCACAGAAGGUUUUCUUUUAGCUGUCAUGGCCUAUGACCGCUUCAUUGCCAUUUGCUAUCCUCUCCUUUAUCCAUUAAAGAUGUCAAUGACUUCUUGUCAUCGUUUGCUGGCAUCUUCUUACAUAUGUGGUUGUGCCAAUGGUGUGAUACAGACUACUGUUUCUUUCCAUCUCAGAUUUUGCAAUCAUAGCAAGAUCAACCAUUUCUUCUGUGAUGUCCCUGCUGUCAUGAAUGCUGCUAUGACAAAUACAUAUAUCAAUGAAGCUGUGAUGUUCUCUCUCUGCAAUGUUAUCAUUGCCAUUACUACAGGAGUUAUAUUCACUUCCUAUGCUUAUAUACUUUCUACCAUUCUCAAGAUGCGUUCAGCAGAUGGCAGGCAGAAAGCUUUUUCUACCUGUGCAUCUCACAUAACAGCUGUAGUCAUCUUUUAUGGGACUGUUUUCUUCAUUUAUGCUCAACCAGCAUCCAUAUCUUCCCCUUUACAGAGUAAAAUUGUGUCAGUAUUCUACACUUUAGUUAUCCCAAUGUUGAAUCCCCUCAUCUAUAGUCUCAGAAACAAAGAUGUCAAAAAAGCUCUGAGAAGGACUUUAGGGAGAAGAAGUUUUGUUUUCAUGAGUUGA